Messenger RNA from Truncatella angustata, 1390 nucleotides. RefSeq lists its product as uncharacterized. The transcript has 2 exons. Bases 44 to 1165 code for a protein of 373 amino acids. The record is from RefSeq and is a predicted model, not a curated record. Lineage: Eukaryota; Fungi; Ascomycota; Sordariomycetes; Amphisphaeriales; Sporocadaceae.
AAGCUGUGAGCGCAUAAAACUUGAGUCAUUCUCUUUUCUCACCAUGGCGUCGCAAAGUGGUAAUCGUCUCUCUCCCUUCUCGCAUGUACGAUCUAUGUCUAGGACUAUUGAUACGCAAGUUCUAAUAAUGGAAGGAAGUUGGAGUCAAAAACCCCCGUUCGAGACACAACUGUUGAAAAUGGGAAAUACGAACGCUGGCGAAGAAAGCCUAGAAGCGCUUUUACCUGCUUCGUAUCGUACACGUCGUGACGAUUUAACACCACCAAAAUUGGACGAUUCGCAAUGGAUUGAGAAGGAACUUGACUUAACUAGACUCACCAAGAUGUUCAACUAUUUGUGGUUAGCCGGCCGGCCUAUGCCGCCUAGACCACUUCAUUACCAGUUGCUUCUCGGGAGAGACUUCAUGGUCACAGAACAGAUUGAUCUGCAUCUGGUCUGGUCGUACAAUCGCUUAUUACUGAAACCCCUCCCUCGGUUUCUGUUGGAACCACGGUUCUGGCUUCAAUGCCUGUGUUGUCGAAACCAGUGCGGCUGCUCAAUGGCAGCGAAACAGCUCGUGCAUGGUGACAGCACAGAGUGCAACCAACGGCGGCUCUGGAGAACAGCCACGGGUUUUCUUUUCUCGUAUGCUGCGUUGAUCUGUUUCGAGAGCGACUUUCGUGUUGCGCAAGAGAAAAACCUUAUCCCGGUCGGAAUAAAUUGGGCUUCCUGGAAGUCCUUCAUCGAGGAAUUAGACACCGAGCACAUAUACGGCAAAGUCAACCCACGAUUUCUGUACGGAGAACUGCGGCUAGGGCGACUGAGUAAAAUUCACCGCAUCUCGCAGUUGUCCUUGAGGGGAUAUUCGCAAGCCUGGAAUCAGUACUCGUCAUUUUUCGAAGCAAACUUUGCCACUAUAGCUUCGAUUGUAGUCUACGUGGCGUUUGUCCUGGGGGCAAUGCAGACCGGUCUUGCAACGUCAGCACUGCAAGACAACGACGCCUUUCAAUCAGCGUCUUACGGAUUUGUUGUUUUCUCCAUAUUAGGACUCCUUAUUGUCACUGUUUUGCUGAUGCUAUUGUUUUUCCUUAUCUUUUCAAGCAAUUUAGUGGGAACCUUAGGGUACCGAAAAAGGAGACUGCGAAACAUUUCCAAUCAUGCACAAGGUAUGUCAGCAGCAGCUUGAAAUGCCCAGUGUGCAGAUUCGAAACUCGUGCGAAGUGUAGAUUGGCUCUGGCGUCUUCUGUUCUUGCGAGAUAUAAAGACUUGAGUUGAGCCUCGGUAUACGACCAGCGUCUGCAGUUGUUGUCAUGCUCAUCUCAACUCUCUAGAAGAAGGAUGACGCAUGUCCUCUAUAUUAAGCUGUCAAAUACAAUAACACACGAAUUGAUGAAAUCUACUUUUCCUUGCG